AGUGAAUUAAUCACCCCAAGCCUCUGCACAUUGAGCUAAUGCACCUUCUUUUAGAAAAUGCCUGUUAUGUGUGAGGUGCCCUAAAAUUGUGACAGCCCUGAUGAAGAUCAGGUAGCUCUCACCACAUUUGUGUAUUGCCAUUUUGAGAAGAAAGCUUUUUUAAAAAAGUAUAUGGUCUUAAUUUUAUAUACAGGAUUUAAAAAAAAAAUGAGUUGCCACAUGACUGUUGAGGAAAGAAACCUGUUGUGGUUAAGCAGCGAAAACCUAAGGAAAGUGGGGGACCAGGGCUACUUUGACGCGCACGCCCUGGCCAUGGACUAUCGGAGUUUGGGGUUCCGGGAAUGCCUGGCAGAGGUCGCCCGCUACCUGAGCAUCAUCGAAGGGCUGGAUGCCUCCGACCCGCUUCGAGUCCGACUGGUCUCGCAUCUUAACAACUACGCCUCCCAGCGGGAAGCGGCGAGCGGCGCGCACGCGGGCCUCGGACACCUUCCCUGGGGGAGCGCCUUUGGACACCCCCCGCACGUGGCGCACCCGGUGCUGCUGCCCCAGAACGGCCACGGGAACACCGGCUCGGCGGCCUCGCCCACGGACCCGCAUCAUCAGGGCCGCUUGGCCGCGGCUCAUCCCGAGGUGCCCGCCCUGCGAGCGCCCCCUAGCGGCGGCCUUGGACCGGUGCUCCCCGUGGUCACCUCCGCCUCCAAACUGUCGCCGCCCCUGCUCUCCUCCGUGGCCUCCCUGUCCGCCUUCCCCUUCUCUUUUGGCUCGUUCCACUUACUCUCUCCCAAUGCGCUGAGUCCUUCAGCACCCACGCAGGCAGCAAACCUUGGCAAGCCCUAUAGACCGUGGGGGACGGAGAUCGGAGCUUUUUAAAGAACUGAUGCUGUAGAAUGAGGGAGGGAACAGCUUACAAUCCCAACUGAGCUGGGCGAUUGCCAACAUCACCUUAAAGUCAUCAGUAACAUAAAGAGGAAAAAGGUACAAUUCCAGAUAAAUUUUGUUGAAAGACUGAAGGUUUGUUGGUUUACUUUUCUUUUUUAAUUUUUUUUAUCAUGACAUGUAUUAGCAGUUUUAAAAAAAGUAGUUGUUAAAUUUUAUUCCAAACAUUAAAUGAAAAUAGUAUAAACCAACACUUGCUGAUAGGUUUGUACUGUGCCUAAUUUUCCUUGUAAACCUAUCCAUCUAAGAAUGAUUCCAUUUUUGCCUCAAAGUUUAGGGAAUUCUAACAUUUAGUAUUUUGGGGCUGUUUUUCUCUGUAUAGUUACAUUCUAUUUUUAGAAUUAAUUUUCCAAACCACUAUGCUCAAUGUUAACAUGAUGCUAUUUGUUAAUAUUUUGACAAUUAAGGUGUUGAAUAAAUAAUAUUCUUGUGGGGGGAUAUUGAAUUUUAUAUUCCUGAACAAAGCGUUGACAAAUCAGAUGAUCAGCUUUAUCCAAGAAAGAAGACUAACUCUGUGCCUCCUACAGCAGGAAAGGUGGAUGUACACACAGACCAUCCGGAGCCCUGAGUUCAUAGGACCAACGGCUGCCGUCUGCCAGACCAGACUGGCCGUUCUGGCUUAGUUAGGAGGGAGCUACUUGUAGCUUAGGUCUCUUUUUGCAGUUGGCUGGGAGGAGACUGAAGAGAAUUGCACAGACUGUGCCUGCAUUUCCCAACCUCAAGCAAUGCAAUGCAUUUUUAAUCUCACAGAUCUCAAAUUCACAAAUGUUAACAUGGAGAAGUGCUCGCUCAGUCAGAUAGUGGAACCUGUUCAGAGCACAACCUAAUUCUUCCGGGAACCACCGUAUUUUCUUUUCACUGGAAAUUUGUAUGUUGUGUUUUCCUUUUUGGUGCAUGGAGAUGUGGCUGUUGAGAUAUUUAAAGGGCGCUGCUGCCUUCUUAUUGGUUUAUUUCAUUUGAUUUGGGCUAUAAAAGCAUCCGUUUACAGGUUUAUUCGUUGAGCAGGUGUAGCUUGAAUGCCCUCCACUGA
Molecule: messenger RNA, 1966 nt
Organism: Molossus molossus (Pallas's mastiff bat)
Lineage: Eukaryota; Metazoa; Chordata; Mammalia; Chiroptera; Molossidae
Gene: HEY1
Product: hes related family bHLH transcription factor with YRPW motif 1
Exons: 2
Coding region: 172-870 (232 amino acids)
Biological process (GO): negative regulation of neuron differentiation; anterior/posterior pattern specification; circulatory system development
Cellular component (GO): nucleus
Molecular function (GO): RNA polymerase II cis-regulatory region sequence-specific DNA binding; protein dimerization activity; DNA-binding transcription factor activity, RNA polymerase II-specific
Source: RefSeq, a predicted model, not a curated record